AGCUUUCAGGCGCACACCGACCGCAGCGCAGUCCCGGGCCGAAAGCCUUCCUGUGAGCUCAGAGAGAAGAGCUGAAGGGAAAAGUUGCAUCGCGCGUGGUUCCCGCAGUUUUUCCUUCUUUGAUGCGUUUGUUUUUCGGAGCUGUGGUGGAAUGGUUCACUUUUCGUCACACAGCAGUCUGAACUGUGAGAGAAGGCGCUUUAUGUCUUUCUAAGGUACAAGCCUCCCUUUGUCUAAGCAUUGCUACUACAUUUGGUGCACCAUGGUGAUCAUGACAGACACCAGCAGGGCUGCUCAGCCCAGCCCUGCGCAGGGGAGGCCACUUCAGGUCGGCUUCUAUGAGAUCAUCCGCACCCUGGGGAAAGGAAACUUUGCAGUGGUGAAACUGGCCAAGCACAAAGUCACCAAAACACAGGUGGCAAUAAAAAUAAUUGAUAAGACCAGACUGAGCCCCUCUAACCUGGAGAAAAUUUACAGAGAGGUGCAGAUAAUGAAGCUGCUGAACCAUCCCCAUAUCAUCAAGCUCUACCAGGUCAUGGAGACCAAAGACAUGCUGUACAUUGUCACAGAGUAUGCAAAGAACGGUGAGAUGUUCGACCACCUGACCUCAAACGGCCGCAUGAGUGAAGACGAGGCACGGAAGAAGUUCUGGCAGAUCCUCACGGCCGUGGACUACUGCCACCGGCAUCACAUCGUUCACCGCGACCUCAAAACCGAGAACCUGCUGCUGGAUGCCAACAUGAACAUCAAACUGGCCGACUUUGGAUUUGGGAACUUCUACAACGCAGGGGAGCCUCUGUCUACGUGGUGCGGCAGCCCGCCUUACGCCGCUCCCGAAGUGUUUGAGGGGAAAGAGUAUGAGGGACCACAGCUUGAUAUUUGGAGCCUUGGUGUAGUGCUUUACGUUCUGGUCUGCGGCUCUCUUCCGUUCGAUGCACCCAGCCUUCCCGCUCUCAGACAGAGAGUCACAGAGGGACGAUUCAGGAUUCCCUUCUUCAUGUCCCAAGACUGUGAAAAUCUGAUCCGUAAGAUGCUAGUGGUGGACCCGGCCAAAAGGAUCAGCGUAACCCAGAUCAAGCAGCACCGCUGGAUGCUGGCCGACCCGUCGGCUGCCCACCAGACCCUCAGCCAUUCCCUCACAGAGUACAACUCCAACCUGGGCGAUUACAGCGAACCGGUGCUGGGCAUCAUGAACACGCUGGGCAUCGAUCGCCAGAGGACAAUCGAGUCUCUGCAGAGCAGCAGCUAUAAUCACUUUUCCGCCAUCUACUACCUGCUGCUGGAGCGAGUGCAAGAGCAUCGCGCUCAGCAACUGAGUCGUCAGUGUGGGACCUGGAGCCAGAGGCCCCGCAGUACGUCCGACUCCACCUGCCCAGAGGUCAUCAUGGAGUCCAGUGAGCGUUUUAGAUCUACUCCUUUCUCACUCCCAUCCAAAAACACUCCUCCUGUGUACUCCGAGGUGGAGUGCGACCAAGGUGGACUAUUCCAGCGGGUGGUGUUCCCGGUGGAGGCCAGCCUGAACAGACUCCUCUGGAACCGCUCCAUCUCACCCAACAGCCUGCUGGAGACCAGCAUCAGUGAGGAGGUGCGUCCCAGGGACCUGGAGGAGGAGGAGGCCACGCAGAGCCUCGGGCCCUUGCUUCCGCCCACAACGUCCCGCAGACACACUGUGGCCGAGGUCUCCGCCCGUUUCCACCAGUGCAACCCUCCAUGUAUUGUGGUGAGUCCCUCAGACGGAGCGUCGUCAGACAGCUGUCUGAAGUCCUCAUGCAGUCCUGCUCCCACACUGCAGUCUGCUGUGGGGGAGAUGUCAACACUUCUGGCCUCCAGGGCUGAAGGUGGAACUGGGCUUCCUGCCGGAGCUCCUCUGGCUCUCUCCUCCCACCUGGUGCCCCAAGCUCAGAGCAGCCUGCCCGCUGUCAGCUUCCAGGAAGGCCGCAGGGCCUCCGACACCUCCCUCACACAAGGCCUCAAAGCUUUCCGCCAACAGCUGAGGAAAAACACGCGCACCAAAGGCCUUCUGGGGUUGAAUAAGAUCAAAGGUCUGACCAGGCAGGUCGUUCCCCCUCCCACCUCCAACCGCGGCAGCCGAGGCUCCCUCGGCCCGGCCUUCUCCGAGCAUCGCAGCAUGCUGGAGGAGGUGCUGCACCAGCAAAGGAUGCUGCAGAUUCAGCACCAACCUCAACCCCAGGUCCAGGCCCCCCAGACCGGACCUACCCAGAACCCCCUGCUCUUCCUGGCCCAGCAGCAGUCGCCCUCUCCUCCACCCGCAGCCACGUUUUCCCCUUCCUCCAUCUUUGAUGCUCCCGCCGUCCAGCCCGCCCUGCCUCCUCCUCCUCCUCAGCAGCCGGCUCCGGCGGGCCUCUGGCAUCAAACCCUGGAGUCCUCCUCCUUCUCUGGCUGCUCCUCGCCUACGUCCAGCUGCUACUCCUCCUCCAUGUCCCCAGUGGCCUCCGCCGCCUACAUGCUCGAGGCGCGCCUGCACAUCAGCCAGCAGCCCCAGCCUCUCCCCUUCGCCGUCCUGCAGCAGCCUCAGUCCGCAGCACAAAGCCCCUUCCCCGUCCCGUCCAAGCUGGCUGUGUGGAGCAUGGGCCCGGUCUCCGGCGCCGACUCCGGCAUGCAGGAGCUGGGCCUGGCCGGACAGCAGCAGCUCAGCAGCUGCGUGAUGGUGAAAUAAAAUGGAGGACUGUCCCCAGGAAACAACAGAGCACAACUGAGUGAAAGAAACAAAAAGUUGAUGCAAGCGACAAACUGGCACGUGAGAAUGUGUCCACCUUUGUGUGCUUUUUGAGACCAGAUAAGCUAAAGACUAAGCAAUAACCAAACUCUGGAUUGAGGCGGUGAUUUCAGCAGCCAGAGAAGCAAUAAGAGCGAACGGCUCUCUUCCAGCUCUCCCGACGGACUCACUAGAAUGAGAUCAGCUGAAAUAUUUGACUCUCGAAUUCUGAUGCUGUCUAAGUGAACAAGAAGAUUCCCUCCUCUGCUCUUUGUUCGACUUCUUCUUUGGUUAAGUAAGACCAAAAUUCUUCCCCACUUUGUUCGCCUUUCUAGAGACUUUUCUCUGUAGCAGUGCAAUGAACAUGCAGUACAGCGCUCUGAGCUCGAAAGCGUUCACUGAAGGACUUGUAUGGAAACUGUGACGAUUUUUUUUGUUUGUUUUGUUUCAGUGCGAGAUUGUUUAUGCUGCGCAAAAUGCUGCUUUUUACCUCAAGCUGCAGGAAGACUGUGAUGUAGUAAUCAGCCAAAACUGAAUGAAGACGUGGUUUCGCUGAUUUAGUUAAAGCACAAACAGGUACAUCGGGGUGAAGAUCCACAAUGUCUUCGUUUGCUGAGCGCCUCCAUGUUAGAUGCUUUUACUACCUCCUCAGGCAACAGGGUGAAAUCACACCGGAGAACACGUUUUCACGUUAGACAUGGAAGAGCAGACGCAUUGCUGCCCUGUAGAAAAGAUACGUCAGCUCACCCGCCAUAUUGUGAGUGGCAAAUUGACCUUGACGAGCAAACUGAGCAAAAAUAAAAGAAGCACUAAAAGUUUACGUUCAACUAAAUUGCUAUAUGCAAUAUUUGUUCACUUAAUACCAACAGAGACAAAAAAAUGUAUUUGAUGUAAAAAUAGUGAACAACAUUAGUGAGCAAUAAGAAUUGACAUUGCUUUCUCUAUUAUAAUUCACCUAAAUCCCUCGGGACAGAACUACCUUCUAUAUGCUUUUGCCCUCACACUAUUGCGGCAUUGACCUACGAUCUGGACGCUCCUGAGGCGUCUCCACUUCUUUGUCCUUGUUUUUCACUCCCAGUGUAUCAGAGGAAAGCUGGACAGAACAAAGACUGUGGGAACAGUGCAAUAUUUCACACAGAAACUCGACGGAAAGACAAGGUUAAAAAUUACGUGUUCUGCCUGAGGUUUUCCUUCGUUUAUUUUUUAUCUUUAAAUGUGUUUGAUCUCGCUUUGCUAGCUGGCCGACCAGAAAAGGUACUCGUUAUUAUGCGAUCCAAUAAACAUGACACUGUAGUGAUUUAGAGGAAGGCAUUUAAAAACAACAACAAACAAACAAACAACUGCUGCUUCAUCCUGCAGAGUGCUCGUAGUUAACAGAAAGAAAUUUUGGGUUUUACCAAAGAGCGAACAGCACAGGUGAUCUCUCAAAGACACACUACUGACUUUUUCCUUUUUUCAAAUGCUGUCUCAAGAUGUAGCCGGGUGGUUAGCAACCAUUUUUAUGUGAUCUGAAACUCCUGCUGCCACCAAAUCCUAAAGCUACACCUUUUCUUUGUAUCUCUAGCUGUUACUGUCAGGACCAUGGUUGUGUUCUCUCUUUUUUUGUACUUUUUUAGAAAAGAAGAAGAAGAAAAAAAAAUGUAAAAAAAAUAAACCUAAAUAUAGCAAUACCAUAUUGUGAAGGAAGCUGAACUUUAUUCAGUGGCUACAACCUUAGUUCAGAUGAAACGAUGUGUGUUAUUGUGUGUUCAGUUCUUCGUCUCAUAUCUGUGAAACAUCUCAUAGGAGAGCAGUGUUCCUCCAGGUUCCUGGAAACGUGCAGUGUUGAUAUUCCAGUUUUUGGUUGAUUGCACUCACCACCGACACUUGUGCCUUUUACCCGAACAAACUCACAAUCAGAACCCUCCGUCUCCGAUUGUGACUGAAAAAAAAAAAUGAUGCAUGCGUUCAUUCAUUCAUUCAUUGGUCCCUCUGAAUUUUUUUUAAGCUUACUGUUUUAACAGAAGCAAAAUUUGCACUUUAUGUUAAAGAUUUUCUUUUAUUUGUUGGUUUCUCAUGAUGGAAGAAAAAAAAAAACGGUCAAACACUAAGAAUUGUGAUGCAAAUCAAUAAGAUGAUCCUUUGGAUAAAAACUUCAGAUAAUAGGAAGUAUUUCCUGUUUGUUUUUUAAAUUGUUACUUGACUGUUUGAGCAUGAUCACGUCUUUGUGUGUGUGUGUGUGUGUGUGUAUGAGGAAGAGAAGGACCAGAAGGAAGAAGGAGAGAGAAUGUUUAAGAAAGAUUGUUUAUUUAUGUGGCUAUUUAUUUAAAUAAAGUUCACUUCCUGAAGUA
This is a messenger RNA of Xiphophorus couchianus (Monterrey platyfish), 5046 nucleotides long. It is a transcript of the gene sik1, whose product is annotated as salt-inducible kinase 1. NCBI's taxonomy places the organism in Eukaryota, Metazoa, Chordata, Actinopteri, Cyprinodontiformes, Poeciliidae. The record is from RefSeq and is a predicted model, not a curated record. Gene Ontology annotation, molecular function: ATP binding; tau-protein kinase activity. Gene Ontology annotation, biological process: microtubule cytoskeleton organization; protein phosphorylation; intracellular signal transduction. The transcript is spliced from 14 exons. Bases 263 to 2677 code for a protein of 804 amino acids. Gene Ontology annotation, cellular component: cytoplasm.